Messenger RNA from Culex quinquefasciatus (southern house mosquito), 1584 nucleotides. RefSeq lists its product as uncharacterized. The coding region runs from base 393 to 1472 and encodes 359 amino acids. The transcript has 3 exons. Lineage: Eukaryota; Metazoa; Arthropoda; Insecta; Diptera; Culicidae. The record is from RefSeq and is a predicted model, not a curated record. Gene Ontology annotation, cellular component: mitochondrion.
AUCACCAGCACAAGUCAACGAGUCCACACCACACAAAGAAACCGUACUUCCGUUCCUCCCUCCAUCUCCGCCAGGCCACGUCCCCUCUCCAUCCGAAAACAGCUUGGGCAAGUUCCCUGAACCGUUGCGUUUCCCUCAGUCAUUGUUUAGCACUCGGCCGCACUGGAUGCAGCUCAUCGCGGAAAUAGCGCGAUAAACACAGUUCGCAGUUUGCACACUUUUAGCAGUGAAGUUUGCAUUGCAUCAGCAAGAAAUAGUUUAUCGGGUUUCAAAGCGUAAUAAUAAGUGCAAAUCUGCAAAUAAAAGUGGGUCAAUUACUACACACCAGGGAAAAGUUAAAAAGUGUCACAAGUAAUUGAAUACUGAUUGCAAUAGCGAAAAAAGUGCUAGAAAUGGCGCAGCAAGUGCAGUUGGUGUUUAAAACGGCGCUCAAGGCCACGCAGGGAGGUGCUCCUACGAUUGGAAGGUCUAUGUCAACCGGUCCCCUCGGGACGAUCGAUGCUUCGUCCCUCUCGCCCAAGCGCACCCCUGGCCAAGGCCUCCACGUGACCGUCCAACGGGACUACCCGGCCGCCGCAGCCCUCCCACUGCCGGCCAACAUUGACCCCACGGAAACGACGCGCUUUUCACCGCAACGCGCCCGCGACAUAAACUCGUCGGCAAUGCUGACCCAUCCGCACCACCAGAUCGACGUCACGGUGGACAGUUCGCCGUACUCCGCCGCCGCGACGGUUGAUCCGCACGUACAGUCGUACGAUUGCCGUGGGGCCGUGAGCCUAAACUCGGCCAUGCAGAGCAACGUGCCGAGUCCGUUCGGUGGAAUGCACAAGUUUUCGCACCUGAACAUGCCCGGCGGCGGAUGGGCCCAGGAGGGAAAGUAUCUGGCCCACGACCUCAACUCGUCGCACUACAUCAACCUGCGCAAGGAGGUCCGCUCGGAGUGGUCCAGCUACGAGGACAAACCCAGAGCAGGUACAUCGGUGCUGCUGGCACGAAUUGACCAAGCUGGCUUGCUCGGGCCUAAAACUAACAGCUCUUCUGAUUCUAAUGGUACCGUGAGAAAAUUCUCCACCGAAGCUAAACAAUCGACUGAGGGGGAACAGGGUAAGGGAACGGGACAGGAACAGGUUGGUACGGUUUCGCGCAAGGAUCGCCUCAAGAAGGCGGUCAAGGAGUACGGUUCGACCGUGAUUGUGUUCCACGUUGGGAUCAGCUUGGCGUCGUUGGGCGCGUGCUAUCUGCUGGUUUCCAGCGGAAUAGACGUGGUCGCGCUGCUGGAGCGCUUCGGGUGGGGCGACUCGGCCCUGGCCAGCAAGGCCGGCGCCGGUGCCGGAACGUUCGUGAUCGCGUACGCCAUCCACAAAGUAUUCGCCCCGGUUAGGAUAAGCAUUACGUUGGGCGCGACGCCGCUGAUUGUACGCGCGCUGCGCAAACGUGGCAUUCUGAAGCCACCAACGCCAACCAACAAGUAGAGCAGAAUGAGAGUUUUUUUUUUUCUUAGGAUUAAGCAUUUAUGAAUGAUGGCGCACAUCCAUAUUCAGGUUAAUAAAGGAGGUGAUAUCUUGAAAUUGAAGUUGAAUUGUA